ACAGGCAGAGAGCAGAAGAGAGUAGAGGCUGGGCCUCUGGGCGGUAGACACACCCUGGGACCAGCUUGGUCAGCUGGUCCCAUCGGUGCAGUGACCAGAGUCGUGUUGGGCUCCCACCAGUGAAGAAGGGCGGCUUUCCCAGAGACUGAGGAUUCUGUGAAGACCUUACACUUGGACGCAAAGCAAGGAUGCGUGAAAUCGUACAUCUUCAGAUCGGCCAGUGCGGGAACCAGAUCGGAGCCAAGUUCUGGGAGGUGAUUGGCGAGGAGCAUGGGAUCGACUCGGCCGGGGGCUACUGUGGGGACUGUGCCUUGCAGCUGGAGAGGAUCAGCGUGUACUACAACGAGGCCCACGGUAAGAAAUAUGUGCCCCGGGCGCUGCUGGUGGACCUGGAGCCUGGGACGAUGGAUAGCAUCCGAUCCAGCAAAUUGGGAGCUCUCUUUCAUCCGGACAGCUUCAUCUACGGUAACUCCGGGGCCGGCAACAACUGGGCCAAGGGCCACUACACGGAGGGCGCCGAGCUGGCGGAGAGCGUGCUGGACGCCGUGCGCAGCGCCAGCGAGGCCUGCGACUGCCUGCAAGGCUUCCAGCUGGUGCAUUCGCUGGGCGGCGGCACGGGCGCGGGCAUGGGCACGCUGCUGCUGAGCCGGAUCCGGGAGGACUUCCCCGACCGCAUCCUAAACGCCUUCAGCGUCCUGCCCUCGCCCAAGGUGUCCGACACGGUGGUGGAGCCCUACAACGCCGUGCUGUCCCUGCAGCAGUUGGCGCAGAACGCCGACGCCUGCUUCUGCAUCGACAACGAGGCGCUCUACGACAUCUGCCUCCGCACACUCAAGCUGGCCGCGCCCAGCUACGGCGACCUCAACCACCUGGUGUCCCUGACCAUGAGCGGCAUUACCACGUCUUUGCGCUUCCCGGGCCAGCUCAAUGCCGACCUGCGCAAGCUGGCCGUGAACAUGGUGCCCUUCCCGCGCCUGCACUUCUUCACGCCUGGCUUCGCGCCGCUCACCAGCCGCGACGGCCGGCAGUACCGCGCGCUCACCGUGGCCGAGCUCACGCAGCAGGUGUUCGACGCGCGCAACGCCAUGGCCGCCUGCGACCCGCGCCGCGGCCGCUACCUGACCGUGGCCUGCAUCUUCCGGGGCCGCAUGUCCACCAAGGAGGUGGACGAGCAGAUGCUCGGCGUGCAGACCCGGCACAGCGGCUGCUUCGUGGAGUGGAUCCCCAACAACGUCAAGGUGGCCGUCUGUGACAUCCCGCCCCCGGGGCUGAGCAUGGCCGCCACCUUCAUUGGCAACAGCACGGCCGUGCAGGAGCUGUUCGGCCGCGUGGCGGAGCACUUCUCGACCAUGUUCCGGAGGAGGGCGUUCGUGCACUGGUAUACCAGCGAAGGCAUGGACGUCGGCGAGUUUGCAGAGGCCGAGAGCAACAUCCGCGAUUUGGUGUCCGAGUACCAGCAACUGCAAGACGCCAGAGCGGUUCAGGAGGACGGAGAGGUCGUGGGGGAGGCAGAAAUGGAACCGGAAGAUGGGCCACACGAACCUCGCGGGGCGGUGUGAGGUCGGCUGCAGACCCCCUCCCGCCUCCCUGCCGUCCCGCCGACUCCCCACGGGACGCGCCGCAGCCACCCCGUGUCCGCACGCAUGCGCGGCCGCGGGGACAGGGGCCUGGGCGGGAGCUGGGAGCGCUGGGGCCUUCCGCUGGCUUUCACUAGCUUUCAAGACUUUGCUCUUCACUGCACACUCUAUUAACCGGGUUUUAAUGGCAAAGUGAAUUUAUCGUGAAGCACACCACCUUUGUUUAGAAAUGUUGAUCGGGUAGUUACUGCAGGCACGGCGCUGUGCCAGGCAUCAAGAGUACCCUCAAGACUACCGACGUGCAUGGCUACCGCGGCUGACGUCCACCUCCACCCUUUCGCAGCACCGAUGAGCACCCUGGAACCCUUGCUUGGCACCCCUGCUAAGAGUCAUACCCCAGCUUCCGUCAUGUGCACUGCCCAGCAUCCUAAUUCCUGGUGCUCGCUGGCCUCCCGAAAAGCCAGGUGACUAACUGGUACGUGGGGAGCUGUGCAGCCGAAGCAAGUGUGAGUCAGCAUCCACUAGUGAAUCGUGUAGACCUUGAGUGCACGUCCGUGUACUAACUGGAAAGGGAAAAAAGGGAGGGCAGAAAAAAAAAAAAAGUGGCAGUGCUUUUUACCAAAAUACCUGGCCAAGAAAAACCCCUCAAACGACAGGCAACAGUCACCAACCCCAAUCCUCUGAUCUUUAUUUCUGAAUAGCUACCUGUUAACAUAGAUGUUUAGAUACUCUUUAAGUUUCUUAGGGGUGUUGGAUUCUGGGAAUUCAUUAAUCACCAUCUUCGGUUUUCCUGGUAAAGGCUGUUUCAAAAUGCCCUUUUCACUCUCAUUCAGUGAACACCUCCUGAAAGCACUCGGUAGCCUCUGCUCUUUCAGAAAGGGCACCCGGUGCGCUGGGCACGCUGGGCAACCAUUCAGAUGCAGGAAUUCGGCGGCGGUGUCCUUCUUCCUCGUGGAGGACGUCGUCUCAUUAGGGAACUUUUACAGUUCAAAUUAAUUUGCAGAAGUUGCCAUAAAUGUUUGCAUGAUGACACAGCUUUGACCAUUACCCGAGUUUAAUCUGCUCACAUUACAACAGGACCAAAUCCACAGGAGUGUAAUCAAAUCAUCCGUAACUUUUUAAUUACAGUUUACCUAUCUCUGACAUACUGCACGGCCAUCCCUUCCAGGGCCGUAAGGGUCUUAACGGCCUCCUAGAAUUACCACUGAGCUCUUCUCUUUGAUCCAUGAGUAGUCGGCAAUGGGAAGAGGCUCCAACCCUCCCUGCAGGAAAUAUUUACUUGCAGGCAACUAGGUUCUCGGAUCUGCAUUUGUCAUCUGCAGUAAGGUAGCAGGUGGAUGGACGACACUGCCUGCUCAUUCUGUUCUGGGAAACGUCACUCCUUCACGUGCAUGUUGUGAGAAGUAACGAAAAUACCUGCGCAAACGAUGUCCUGCUGUCGGCAUCGUGACAAGCCUUCUAUUGACAACACUUAAGAAAAGUUUUAAACACUUCCUACUUGUGGCUCAAGCAUUAAAAACAAAAGCAGAUUUAUUAAGAAAAUGUACCUGUAUACUCUGAAGUUCAUAACUUCUCAGAAGCUAAAAAGACUUAUGACCUUUGAUGUUACAAGAAUUUAGAUGCGCUUCCUCUAGCACUUUCCUUCUCAAAUCUAAAAAGGCAAUCUAUUAUAGAUACAAGGAAGGCUACAGAUCUAAAUCAAAAAACCUGCUGAUUUAUAUUACUGUCAAGAUUUUUGUUUGCUCAAUAGUAAUCAUUAAAGUACAAGGAAAUUCAAUUUUAAA
Messenger RNA from Callorhinus ursinus (northern fur seal), 3361 nucleotides. RefSeq names its product tubulin beta 1 class VI (gene TUBB1). Gene Ontology annotation, cellular component: microtubule. Lineage: Eukaryota; Metazoa; Chordata; Mammalia; Carnivora; Otariidae. Gene Ontology annotation, biological process: microtubule-based process. Gene Ontology annotation, molecular function: structural constituent of cytoskeleton; GTP binding; GTPase activity. The record is from RefSeq and is a predicted model, not a curated record.